Molecule: messenger RNA, 1581 nt
Organism: Penicillium cosmopolitanum
Lineage: Eukaryota; Fungi; Ascomycota; Eurotiomycetes; Eurotiales; Aspergillaceae
Exons: 5
Coding region: 1-1581 (526 amino acids)
Biological process (GO): transmembrane transport
Molecular function (GO): transmembrane transporter activity
Source: RefSeq, a predicted model, not a curated record
AUGAAUGGCGAAGUGAGUCAUAUGUCGCCGCAGAGCGAAUCAAGCGGUGAAAGUACAGCCAAAUUUCCCAUUUGCCGCAAGCAAUCAUUCUGGGACCGAUUUCGGUUCCAUCGUUCAGAGAGACCAGACUAUGAUGAAGCCGAGAUCCAUACCUGGAAUGGGGAUCACGAUUCGGAAAACCCGUUCAAUUGGAGCAAGACCUACAAAUGGAUUCUCACUCUAACGGGGUGUUUCAUGACCGUCAUCGUAUCCCUCCCAACCGGCUCCUACAGCAGCGGCAAAAUAUACAUGGCGAAAGAAUUCCACGUCCAAGACAAACCUUUCCCGAAUCUGAUAUGGGCAACAUUCUCCUUCCAGCUUGGAGCCGCUUUCUUACCGGCUAUUUGCGUCCCACUUUCAGAAACUUGGGGCCGUCAGCCGGGGUAUUUUGUCGGAUAUUCAAUCCUGGUCAUUUCUCUCUUUCCGUCCGCAUUUGCACAUAACUUUGCUACCCUGAUCGUGACGAGAUUCUUCGGUGGAGGUGCCGCUGCUUCGACUAUCAAUAUCGUCGGUGGUAGUAUUAGUGAUGUCUGGCGUGGGAGUAUGGCGCGCAGUCAUCCUAUGUCCGUCUAUAUAUUUUCUACUACUGUUGGUAUUUCAUUGGGGCCUUUUAUUGGUGGGGGUCUUCAGAGGAUUCAUAUUGGUGAGCCGUGGAGACGGAUCUUUUACGUUCAAAUAAUGUGGGGUGUAGCCUUGAUGCCAGUCUUCUAUUUCAUUCUCUAUGAAACCAGAGGAGAUGUUAUUUUAUCCAAACGGGCCAAGAAACUUCGUCUUCAAACAGGCCGACCUAUCUACUCUAAAUUCGAGCUCGAGAUGCCCAGUCUCGCAAGGCGUCUAAAGGUCUCCACGACACGUCCAACUUGGAUGCUUCUGACCGAGCCGGUCGUCUUUUUCUUCACGCUUUGGCUCAGCUUUGCUUGGGGAAUACUCUUCGUCUACUUCGACAGUGUGUAUCUUACUUUCCACCACAACUACAAGUAUGAUAUCUUCACCGUUGGUCUUGUGGAGCUCGCAAUCAUGGUCGGUACUUUCAUCGGUCUCGCUUUUGACCCCAUCCAGGCUGCUAUAUACAGGCGCUCUGCUAAGAAAAAUCAAGAUGGAGAGAGUUAUGGUAAGCCUAUGCCAGAGGCUCGCCUGUAUACCUCUAUUCCCGGCAGUCUCCUCUUCGCAGGUGGUCUGUUCUGGUACGGGUGGAGUAGCGUUGGUGAUGGAUCUGUACACUGGAUUGUGCCGACGCUAGGCAUUGGAUGUACUGGUGUAGGGAUCUAUACCAUCUUGAUAGCGGUUAACAACUUCCUCAUCGAUGCUUAUGAGAAAUACGCCGCGUCGGCCUUAUCUGCUACCUCGCUGGGCCGAAACAUUGUCAGCGCUGCUGUACCGCUGUCUUCCACUGCGCUCUUUACGCAUUUGGGGUACGGCUGGGCUGGGUCAUUGUUGGGGUUUAUCGGGCUCGCUCUCUCGCUUGUUCCGGUGGUGUUAGUCUGGAAGGGGCCUCCGAUUCGACGGCGCAGUCCAUUUAUGAAGGAGUCGACAUUUGACUAA